AUGCAGCAACGCUCGUCCUUCUCUGCCGUCUCCUCCGCUGGCAUGUUCGAGCAUCCCCUCACCACACAGCGGGCGCAGAAGGGCGACUACGGCUUCAACGUGUUCCACAACUCCAACCCGCAGCACGGCGGCAGCUACGCCCGACACGAGCGACGCAUGCGCGAGGACGAAGUGGAAGACUUCUUGAAAUCUGUCAAGCACUGGCGGCCUGUGUACGAGGAUGUGGCUGACAGUGAUCUGGUGGAUGACGCGCAGUCGUCGUCGUCGUUGUCGACCUCCGCCUCUUCCGCGGAGCCGCCGAUGCCGAGGUUCGCGCACAUGGGCGAGGAGGCCAUCAUGCGCACCUUUCAUUUCGAAGCGUUUCGCGAGGCUUACCUUUUCAUGGGCCGGGUGUGGGCCUUCUGCUACGGCAGCGACAAGUACCCCCAUGUCACGUGGGAGGGGACCGCCAUCACGGUUUAUCUCUACUCGCCAUCCUUUCGAGGCCUCAGCAAGCGGGAGGCGCGCGUGGCGGCGUUCCUGAACGACCAGUACAACAUGAUCCGGAAGAGCAAGUGGCAGCAACGCCGCAUCGUGGACGGCAUUGUGCGAAAGACCGCUGUGGAAGAGCUGCUCGGUGAGGAAGUGGCGGCGCAUCUUGCCCACCGGGAGACGCUGCGCACAGCGCCACUGCAGGAGGUGAAGGAUGGACCGCGCAGUUGGCGCAGCGCCAACAGCGACGGCGAUGGCGCAGGUAGUUCCAUGGGAGUGCGUGACAGUUAA
Leishmania mexicana MHOM/GT/2001/U1103 is the source of this 762-nucleotide messenger RNA. RefSeq lists its product as hypothetical. Bases 1 to 762 code for a protein of 253 amino acids. The transcript has a single exon. Gene Ontology annotation, biological process: tetrahydrobiopterin biosynthetic process. The record is from RefSeq and is a predicted model, not a curated record. Lineage: Eukaryota; Euglenozoa; Kinetoplastea; Trypanosomatida; Trypanosomatidae. Gene Ontology annotation, molecular function: 4-alpha-hydroxytetrahydrobiopterin dehydratase activity.